Centruroides sculpturatus (bark scorpion) is the source of this 1290-nucleotide messenger RNA. RefSeq names its product ankyrin repeat and SOCS box protein 1-like. Gene Ontology annotation, molecular function: protein binding. Gene Ontology annotation, biological process: intracellular signal transduction. The coding region runs from base 372 to 1259 and encodes 295 amino acids. The transcript is spliced from 4 exons. Lineage: Eukaryota; Metazoa; Arthropoda; Arachnida; Scorpiones; Buthidae. The record is from RefSeq and is a predicted model, not a curated record.
UCGAAUCGUAGAUUACGUUCCGUUUUAUGUUCGCAAAUUUCAUUUUACUGUAUCACGCUAUUAUUAUUAUAAGAAAAACAUUCAGCGGUAACCACGGCAACGAAUUUCCGCUAUGUACUUUAUUAUCCACUAUGUGGCGCUUCGAACGAUUUUCAAUUACACGCACGAAUCUUUAUCGAUAUUAUCGAUAGCGCGUUAAUCUGAUUGAUCUGCUAAUAUUUUACGCAAAUUAUAGAACAUGUCAAAUAUUUAUAAAUAUAGAAUAAAGAAUUCGACUAUCGUUUACUGGAUCACGUGAUGGCCUAUUUAUUAUUUUCUAUUUUUGGCACGUGGAAAAGCUUCGUACCUUUAAAGAUCCCGAGACCGAAUUUAUGCUAAAUAUACGACAUUUUAUCGUCGAUCCGGACGAUGGAGAUACGAGACUUCACUACGCCGCGUUUGACGGCGAUUUAGACAGUUUAAAAGAGCUGCUGUCCGAACCGGAACGUAAACAAUGCAUAAACAGAAGAGUCAGACCCUUCGGAGCCACACCUAUCCGCUUGGCAGCCACGAGUGGUAGUUAUUCCUGCAUCGAAUAUCUGAUAGAAAACGGUGCCGACAUCGAAAUUGUGGACGUCAAAGGCCAGACACCGCUAUUCGUUGCCGUGCAGAAGAAUUUUGUCGAUUGCGUGAGUCUGUUGUUGGAAAACGGUGCAGAUCCGAAUGGCUCCUACAGAAACAGGUCUUCGCCUUUGUUUAUUGCCGCGAAAGAUGGAUAUGUCGAUUGCAUCAAGCUGCUUCUGAAAUAUGGUGCAGACACAGAACUGAUUGACAAAUCGCUAGAGAUUCCUGGAUUUCCUUUAUACAUUUCUGCAAUAUAUCAACACUAUGAAUGCUACACCGCACUGCUAUUGGCAGGUGCAGAGACAGAUUUGAGACGAGUCAUGCCAUCCUUACCGCCCUCGAAAUAUGCUCAGAUUUCUUUAUCCCACGCCUUGGUUAGACACUGCUGUCCUGCUAUAUAUGCCAAACUGUUUGUUGAAUUCGGCGGUUACUUGUGGCAGAAAGAUUUGGAGGGAUUGCUUGUAACGGAGUUAAAUAAAGAUAAUAGUUGUAAAGCUUAUUUUCAGAAAAUAAUAAGUAUGCCUCUGCGUCUUCAGUCAAUCUGUCGCAUUGCGAUACGUAGAUGGAUGGGACGGGCUAAACUGGAUAAAAUUUUGAAAUUGCCUUUACCUUUAUAUUUGUUGGACUAUUUAUUAUAUACAGAUUUAAUAAAAUAAUUUAUAUUUUUUAAUGUGAAUAAAUCAUUUC